CUCAUCUCUAUAAAUAAGGCAUCCCAUACCAGCUCUAACUCUCACGAGAAGUUUCAUACCAUCUUCAUUAUUAAAAUCAGAGAAAUUCGCGUGAGCGUUUAUUUUCCUAGGGUUUCAAUUCCGUUCAAAGAUCCGCCUCAUUUAUAUUUCUGAAUUGUUGAAAGCCGAUUCUGAUUUUUGAGGGAUUAUUUGGUUAUAAAAUUCAAAUCUUGAUAUUCAAAGAAAUUGAUGAUCUAAUGGAGUCAAAAGGUGGGAAGAAAUCUAGUAGUAAAUCCUUAUCAUACGACGCUCCCCUAGGAUACAUCACUGAAGACGUUCGACCAAACGGUGGCAUCAAGAAGUUCAGAUCUGCUGCAUACUCUAACUGCGCUCGCAAACCAUCCUGAGAUUCCUCAACUAGUCUCCUGAUCACGUCUUUGGACGUGUUAAAAGUGUAGUGAUAGUAGAUUUCGUUUUUUGUUUGUUCAAGCGCUCCUUUUCUUCAUUCUUCGCUGCUUUCCUGUUUGCUCUUUUCGAUUCUCUAAGCAAUUCUCGCUCAUAGAAAUGGCUUUGCCCGUAUCUGCAAUUGGUUUUGAAGGUUUUGAAAAAAGGCUUGAAAUCUCAUUUUUUGAGCCGAGUGUCUUCAUUGAUCCUGAAGGGAAGGGACUUCGUUCACUUUCCAAAGUACAAUUGGACGAGAUUCUUCAACCUGCCGAGUGUACCAUUGUUUCUUCACUUUCAAAUGAAUAUGUUGAUUCAUUUGUCCUCUCUGAGUCGAGCCUUUUUGUUUAUCCUUAUAAGAUAAUCAUCAAGACCUGUGGGACAACAAAGUUGCUACGAUCAAUCCCACCUAUUUUGAAGUUGGCUGGCUCCCUCUCCCUUUCAGUACAAGCUGUGAGAUACACCCGUGGAAGCUUCAUUUUCCCUGGAGCUCAGUCUUAUCCCCAUCGCAACUUCUCGGAAGAAGUUGCUGUCCUAGAUAGCUAUUUUGGGGAACUUGGUUCAGGCGGCAAGGCUUAUGUUAUGGGCAGUUCCCAGAAACAACAAAAAUGGCAUGUUUAUUCAGCUUGUGCGGGAUCUAUUGAAACUAACCCUAUUUACACAUUGGAGAUGUGUAUGACUGGUUUGGACAGGGAGAUGGCUUCUGUUUUCUAUAAGAGCGACUCAAGCUCUGCAACGUCGAUGACCAAUACAUCUGGUAUAAGAAAAAUCCUCCCUAAGUCUGAUAUAUGUGAUUUUGAGUUUGAGCCUUGUGGUUAUUCCAUGAAUUCCAUUGAAGAAGCUGCAAUUUCUACUAUUCAUGUUACCCCAGAAGACGGGUUUAGUUAUGCAAGCUUUGAAGCGGCUGGGUAUGAUUUGAAUAAUGUGAAUCUGAGCAUGCUGAUUGAGAGGGUUUUAGCUUGCUUCCGUCCAAAGGAAUUUUCUGUUGCUGUGCACGCUGACUUUGGUGCCAUGUUACUUGAUGACAUUGACUCUCAACAUUUGAAGGGUUACUCUAUCAACGAGGAAUGCCAUGAAGAGCUGGGAUUUGGUGGUUCUAUUGUUUACCAGAAGUUUGUUCAGACUGCAUACUGCGGGUCGCCGAGGUCUAUUCUGAAAUGUUUUAGCAAUGAGGAAGAAGAAAAGGAGUAGCGUCUAAUAAUUUGUUUUAUGGGUUUGCUGUUAUUCUGUUUGCUUAGUGCUCAAUGUUACUUUGUCUGUCGUUUGGUCUUUGAACUUCUGUUGUGUGUUAAAUGUCAUUUGACAUCUUAUCUUAAUAUUAAUGUUGCUGAAUAAAUUGUGAACUGUUUUGUUGGUAUU
Messenger RNA from Olea europaea var. sylvestris, 1779 nucleotides. RefSeq names its product S-adenosylmethionine decarboxylase proenzyme-like. Lineage: Eukaryota; Viridiplantae; Streptophyta; Magnoliopsida; Lamiales; Oleaceae. The coding region runs from base 544 to 1611 and encodes 355 amino acids. Gene Ontology annotation, cellular component: cytosol. Gene Ontology annotation, biological process: spermidine biosynthetic process; spermine biosynthetic process. Gene Ontology annotation, molecular function: adenosylmethionine decarboxylase activity. The transcript has 4 exons. The record is from RefSeq and is a predicted model, not a curated record.